Eufriesea mexicana is the source of this 3351-nucleotide messenger RNA. It is a transcript of the gene Rsod, whose product is annotated as superoxide dismutase family protein Rsod. The transcript is spliced from 20 exons. The coding region runs from base 1 to 3351 and encodes 1116 amino acids. The record is from RefSeq and is a predicted model, not a curated record. Gene Ontology annotation, biological process: superoxide metabolic process. NCBI's taxonomy places the organism in Eukaryota, Metazoa, Arthropoda, Insecta, Hymenoptera, Apidae. Gene Ontology annotation, molecular function: metal ion binding.
AUGUGGUGGUUUUUUUUAUUAAACUAUGUUACUAUUGGAUGUUCAUUACGUCUUGCCGCAUAUAUUUCUUCUGGCGGGCUUCAUGGAGAAAUUCGAUUUGAAAAAGCCACAGAGACAUCCGUAAGAGUUCGAUUUUCACUUCAAACUACUCUCCAAUAUCCAGAUCAACAAUGGCUUUGGUCUGUUACUCAAUUCCCUGUUGAUUACACAAUUAUAAAUAAUAGAUGCACUAGACAAUAUAUCGGAAAUAGUAUUAUUGACUUAACGAACCUCGUUGGACCAUUGGAUAUGCCUGGAAAUGAAACAGGUUCAGUGGAAAUUUCAAAUAUAAGUUUAACUGGAGAAAUGGGUUUAUGGGGCAAAGGAUUAAUUCUUCAAGACACAUACUCAGCUAGAAUUAUUUGUGCUUCAAUAACGGUAUUAGAAAAGAAUGUAGAAAAAUUUGCGGAGGCACGUUUUCACGAAAAUAUAGCGGGAAAUAUUUGGUUUCGAUGGUUAGGUGGUCAUGCUGGUGACGAUACUAGCGAUACAAUAAUUUAUGUAGAUUUAUAUCAUGUUAAUAAUAAGAAAUUACGAGGUACAAACUACACAGAACAUUAUUGGAAGAUUUAUGUAACAGACAUCUUUGAUAUCAGUAAAGACAAGUCAAGUUGCAAUAUUUUGCAAACUGUCUUUGAUCCUGAUAAUGCAGGUAAUGGUAGAGCAAUUGGUGAUAUUGAUAUGCGUUUAGGCAAAAUAAAGGUAGCUGUAAAUCAUGAUAAUAGAUAUAAAACUUCAUACAAAGAUUCAAAAUUAUCUCUGCUACCUGCUGAUUUACUUACACCUCACCGUCAGUUAUAUUUAGUCAUCUUUCAUCCAAGACAUGACGAUUCCUUUUUACUUUGCAGUAAAAUUAAUCACAGAAAACCUAUCUUUACCAAAACUUUAAUUAAUUCCAAUGGUAUCAAAGGAGAAAUAUCGCUAACUCAAGUAACUCCAUUUGAUCCAACAUGGGUUAACAUAUCAUUAACACCAAUUAAUGACCUUGAAACAAGAUUGCGUUAUGCUACUAAAAUAAAGUCAUAUAGUAUUCAUGAACUACCCCCAGAUCCAACAACUAUUUCAAAUAAAACUGCAGAAGUGUGUAAAACAACUAAAAAAAUGUAUAAUCCAAGUAAUAUUGAUGUAAUGACUACACCACCAGCAGGAUUUGGAACUCAAGAUCAAUAUGCUAUUGGUGAUCUUUCUGGGAAACUACAAGGUCGCAAAGAAGGGUCAUACCAUUAUGAUAUUUUACCAGGAAGUGCAAAACUUAAUGGAAUUUAUUGGGAUACAUACCUUCCGCUUUCAGGAAUACACAGUGUUAUUCAUCGAAGCCUCAUUCUUCACAAGUACAAUGAAACUGACAAUAAGAGUAUCAUACCAUGGAUUUGUGGUACUUUGAAUCUCUAUUUACCAGAUAAUACUGGACAAAUACCAAUGCUAACUGCAGAAAUAAUAUAUAGAUAUCCUAUUGUUGGAAGAAUAAUUUUUCGUCAAGCCAAAAAUGAUCCUCAAAUGGAUACUACUAUUAUAAUUGAAAAUUUAAUUCAUGCGGAUGGUAAUGCUUUAAAUAAUUCAGAAAAUCAUAGAUGGAUGAUUCAUGAAAAUCCACCAGGUAAAGAUUAUUAUAACUGGACAGGCAGAUGUUUAAGUACUGGUGAACCUUAUAAUCCUUACAAAGUAGAAUGGAAUUCUAAUCCUACAGAAUAUUGUUCCAUAUUAGAAGUAUCACUAUGCCGUGUAGGUGACUUAACAAGACAUGGUACAAUUGAUAUUGCUGGUAAAAAACAGUAUGGAACUCUAGUAACACGAAAACUCUUCACAGAUACAAUGUUAGCUCUAUCAGGUCCCAAUAGUAUAUUGGGUAAAAGUUUAGUGAUAUAUGAUGAUAAUGGACCUCGUGCAAGAGGAGAAAGAUUAGCAUGUUCAAUAAUUGGUGAAACAUACCGUCGUAAAGCUGUAGCAAAGGAUUGGUUUGGAAAUGGAGAACUUAUUUUACUAAGAGGAAAAUUAGAAUUUAUGCAACAAAAUGAAUACGAUGUUACAAAUGUAGAACUAAAUCUUGAUAAUCUAGAUGGAAAAAUGAGUGGAUAUCACAUACACAUGACUCCAGUAGAACAAGACUUAGAAUUUCCAUGUGAAAGUACAUCUUUGUAUGAACAUUGGAAUCCAUAUAAUGUCAAUGUAAGUAAUACACCAUUUCCAGGAGAGGGAACAACUGACCAGUAUGAAAUGGGUGACCUUAGUGGAAAGUUUGGUACUUUAGAAAAUAGAAAAAGAUAUAUGAGAACAUUCAAUGAUACAAUACUUCCUCUAUUUGGAGCAACAAGCAUACUAGGUCGAAGUAUUGUAAUUCAUAAGAAAGAAAAAAAUUUGAGAUGGGCUUGUUCAACUAUAGAAAGGGGAUAUUCACCAUCUGAAGCUACAGAAUUGAGAGCAAUUGCUUCUUUUCAUCAUCCACAAGGUUUUGCAUAUGGCUACAUAAGAAUGACGCAACUUAUUCACCAAGAUGGUAGUCAGAGUGAAACAAUAAUUGAAGUAAAAUUACGACAUCCAGGAAAACAUGAUCGUAAUAUUACGAAAAACCACAAUUGGGCAAUAUAUGUAAAUCCAGUUGGCGUAGAUGCAGCUGUGAAAGUAAAGGAUACUAGAUGUGUAGCUGGUGGAUAUAUGUGGAAUCCAUAUUUUACACAAUUAGCUGAUCCUUUAAAUGAUGAUCUAUACAAACAAGAAUGUGGUCCUGAUUUACCCCUUAGAUGUUAUGUAGGAGAUAUAUCAGGUCGAUUAGGCCCCAUUGAUAUAGGAUUAAAAAGACAAGUUUUUACAGAUUCAAAUUUUCCAUUAGCAGGACCAGUGUCUGCAAUGGGGAGAUCUAUUAUAAUUUUUGACAAAGAUUUUGGAAAUAAUAGAUAUGCAUGUGCCAAUAUUGAAGCUGAUAAUGAUAUUGUAAAAUAUACAAAUAUAAGAAAACCACCUCGUUUUGUACUGGCACAAUUUUUAGAAGAUGUAAGAAAGAUUAUGGGUAUUCCAGAAUGGAUGUUAUCUAUAGAUACAAGAAAAACUAAAAUUUUGCAUAAUGGAGCAUGCAUUCAAUUUUUAUUACACUUUAAAGGUCCAAUUGCUAACAACUUGGAACAAGAUUUCAAUAAACUUAUAUCAAUUGGACGAUUAGAUACACCUAGUUUAUAUAUUCCAGGAUAUGUUCCUACAAAACGAAAAGCAACUUUAGGUUAUCGACAAUGUGGAAAUCAAGAUCCAAAUGAUAAAAGUUUUAAUUUCUUACUUCGAAAUAUAUCUCCAUUAUUAUAUCCAAAAUUUAUUUUUUUGUAA